This is a messenger RNA of Ylistrum balloti, 3967 nucleotides long. RefSeq names its product protein SET-like. Gene Ontology annotation, molecular function: chromatin binding; histone binding. The coding region runs from base 72 to 1043 and encodes 323 amino acids. Lineage: Eukaryota; Metazoa; Mollusca; Bivalvia; Pectinida; Pectinidae. The record is from RefSeq and is a predicted model, not a curated record. Gene Ontology annotation, biological process: nucleosome assembly. Gene Ontology annotation, cellular component: nucleus; chromatin. The transcript has 8 exons.
UUUAUCAACUUUUCAAAAGAGAAGAAAGGCAAGUCCACAAACUAACAGAAGGCUCAGGAGAAGUGCAAAAUAUGUCGACAGACACGGGACCCCCGACAAAGAUGCAGAAAGUAGACGGACCAAUUGAGGUAUCAGAAGGUGAUCAGAGUCAGGAUUUUGAUGCAGAUACACAAAAGGCUUUGGAAGAUAUAGACGCUUGUCAGAACGAUAUUGACAUUCUGAAUGAGAAAGCAAGUGAGGAAAUAUUGAAAGUUGAACAAAAGUACAACAAAUUAAGGAAACCUCAUUUCGAUCAACGAAAUGAACUCAUCAAGAAGAUUCCAAACUUCUGGGUUACUGCAUUUGUCAACCAUCCACAGAUUUCUGCCAUCCUUGAUGAGGAAGAGGAAGAGUGCUUACAUUACCUCAACAUGGUUGAAGUUGAAGAAUUUGAAGAUAUCAAAUCAGGGUACAGGAUAAAUUUCACAUUUUCCACCAAUCCUUAUUUCAACAACAGUAAUCUGUCCAAAGAAUUUCAUCUAGCAACAUCAGGUGACCCAGCAUCAAAGUCAACCAAAGUAGAAUGGAAAGACAACAUGGACCUGACAAAGCGUGCACAGGCACAGAUGCCCAACAGGAAACGGAGACAUGGCUUCUCACGAACAUUUUUCCACUGGUUCCAGGAUAACGCUGACCCAUCAGCAGAUGACAUUGCAGAGGUUAUAAAGGAUGAUAUGUGGCCAAACCCUCUGCAGUACUACCUAGCACCAGACAUUGAAGUUGGGGAGAAUGGAGUAGGUGAUCAUGAUGAUGAAAACGAGGAUUCUGUGGUUGUAUUGGGGGAUGAUGAUGAAGAUGAUGAUGACUUAGAUGAUGAUGAAGAAGUUUACCAGAUUGAUGAUGAUGAUGAAGAUGAAUUAGAUGAAACAAAUGGCUUAGGCGAAACGAUAGAUUCUGUGGAAGAUGAUGAUGACGAUGAUGACGUUGAGGUGCUAGGAGAAGAUGAGGAUGACGAUGACGUAGAAGCAGUGGAACCAGAUGAAGGAGAAACAAAAGGAGAGUGAUGUUAUAAUUGCCAUAGAAACACCACAGUGCUACACCAUGGGAUGUGAAUAUGAUCAGUACAAAGACUUAAAUCAUCAAUCAUGCUGGCAUUGGGGCCUCCAUUUGGUAGGACGGGUGGGGAUGGGAAAUACCAUAUCUUUUUUAGGCAUCAUGAAGAAGGAAUUUUUAACUUCGAUGUUUAAUUUCAUCUAUGAUUGUUUUCUUGAUCACUGCUGUACAACUUUUGCUUUAUGUGUCAAUGAUCGACUUUAGAUAUUGGAUCUUACUUUGCAUGCACUGUGUUCUGUCAAGCUUUCCAACUCAACCCUUCUAAUUUCUUUUUGUAAAUUUAGAUGGAUGUUAUAAUAUAUUGUUGUUAAAUUUAUGGUUUGUUUUACUAGCAGAGCAAUAUAGUAGUUGGAUGAAUUCAACAUUUGCUGUUAAUAUUGUCGCUUGAAAUAACAUUAAAGUUUUUCUUUUUCCAUUAGUGUGUCUCAAAAUCAAGGGAUAAAAUUUUAAUGAAAUUUGACACAUUAACUGCAUCAUUGAUGUUAAAUAUGUUCACAUAACUUAUGAAGUUAAACAUUCAUUCUUUUUGUUCAUAACUGCAAGAUGACAAAUUGAUGUUUUUACGAUCAUCAGCAUAAAAUGUGUAUAUUCCUUGUCAUAUUUCAUCAUUUCCCGAUUUCAUUACAAUUUCAGACAACCAUCAACACUUGGAUUGAGAAUCAUUUAUUUCAAUAUAUAUGACAUUAGACAAAAACACAUCAAGACUGGGUUAAAACCCACAUCAUUUCCUCUAAACAUGUCAUCAAUAACAAGCAAUUGCAAAAAAAUAUUGGUAAAAUUUGUUUUUACUCCUUCUUUGAAAAUUUAACUAAUUUGUCAGAUCGGAAUAACUUGAAAAAUAUUUUGUAAAGUUUUCAUAUGGAUGUUUGUCUUUGUUAAUCUCUAAAACCGAAAUACAUUGCAUUAAGCAUCAAUUUACAUAUGACUUGUUAUCAGUAUCAUAUGUAUAUAUUAUGAAGUAACAUGUAAGGCAGUCUAUUCAUUUCGUAUCUGUAUUGUACAUCCAUUAUAAAGAAUACUAGAACAGCGAUAACUCAGGAAUUUUAUUGGCACUUCGAAAAAUUUGUAUUUAAAAACAAACUGGAAACAUCACACUGCAUCUAUCUGAUAGACUCUUUAUUUUUAGUUGUUGUCAUUUGACAAAGAAAGUUAGAAACAAUGCAUUCUUGCAUAACAUUGUAUGUGUUACCUACUUUGUUUAUGGAAUAAUCACUUAUUUCUGUAUAUUUUCCAGUUUGAUAAGGGGGCUGUGUUAGCUCAGUUUUGUGAGAGCUUAGGCCUGCAUAACCUUGGGUGAUAAGGGGGCUGUGUUAGCUCAGUUUUGUGAGAGUUUAGGCCUGCGUAACCUUGGGUGAUAAGGGGGCUGUGUUAGCUCAGUUUUGUGAGAGCUUAGGCCUGCGUAACCUUGGGUGAUAAGGUGACUGCGUUAGCUCAGUUUUGUGAGAGGUUAGGCCUUCGUAACCUUGGGUGAAGAUCUGAGGUGUGUGGUUCUAUGCUCCCUGUGGUGCUUUGCUCCUUAGCAAGCUGAGAAACAGACUGGGCUGUGCUGUCAUUGUUGUGUUCUUUGGCAAGACAACUUCUCCUAAUUGAUCUGGAUAGAAUGUAAUGGUUCUUCCAUAUGUUGUUCAGUGAGGUAGCAACCAUGCAGCUUCUACAAGAAGAAAUCUCCUGAAAAUGGCCCUGACUGUUUAUGGGGUGGUAAACCCAACAAUUUGAUCUAGCUUUGGAGGAAAUCAGAAAUAUGUUUGUAGCAUAAAAAUUGUUUGAUAACUCGCUAGAAUGAAAUAUCAGAGUUAUCCUGUUCAGACAGUUAUUGUUGUACUUGGUAACAGGUCAUGUUUUUUCUCAGAAACAUUAUCUGUACUGCAAUUUGAUGUUGUGUAGAUUUACAAAGAAUCAUUUUCACUAAAAAGUUUUUUGGAGAGCUUGGGAUAAACUUUAUGCCAUAUUUUGAAGCCCUUCCUUAGAACUGAUUGAAAAUGUUUUUUUCCCCAUUUAUACAUAAGAAUUGUAUAUAGUGCACUGUAUGUGUGGUGAUCAUUAUAUUGUUUGUAUUAAAUUUCAUGUAAUUUUAAACCGUUGUUAAUAUGAAAAACAAUAUCAAUAGAAAUAUGUUGUGUGAACAAUGCAGUUAAAAGAUUGGACCAAUGCUGUGGUUACGAUUCCUGAUCUAGCAUAACCAGUAUGUCAAACAUUAAUCAUCAUCCCCUAUAGUGGUGAUUUUAAUCAUAUAUAUGUAAUUACAUGGUAAGUAUGAUGUGUUUUUCAUUUUCAAAAAGAUUUUUACACAAAAAUCAUGCCAAGUAACAUAUUGGAGUUAUUUUCAUACUCUGACAGGAAUAGUUUGUAUGAGGCUUCAUGAGAAUAAGUUGUACUUUCAGUGUGUGUAAAUUAUGGGAAUUUGGAUAUUUAAAUAUUAACAUGUUCAUAUUCAUUAUUCUAGAACCAGUAAAAACAUCAUCAUUUGGCUUUGGAUUUAUACAAUUAUCAGAGAUCUUUCCCUCCUCCCUCCCUACACCCACAAAAUAUAUGUUAUGAAGUGCCAUACAAGUGUUCCGAGUUUAAUCCUUUGUGUUGCAUUAACUUUGCUAAAUACUGGUUAUGCCUGAUUGUGAAUUGUAACCAUAUACCCUUCUGGUAAGCAUAUUUUUCCUCCAGAUGUUUCUAAGAAAUAAAUAUUUCCUUGUGUGAAAAGUUAAAUACUGAUUGAUCACAAAUUAAUUUGCCAAGGUAGAAUUUUAUUUUCAAAUGAAAAAAAUGUUUUAAUAAAUCAAUUCUGUUAUUGUUCAUCACUGAUAUGUACUAUUUUAUGUUGUUGCAGUGAAAAUCUGAAAUUGAUUUUUGCUAAAAUUUUGGUGGGGGGUGGGGGGAGGGG